UUGUCUGUGGUAAUAACCUAAAAAAAUUAAUUCUAGGCUUAGAAAAAAAUAAAUACAACACAAUAAAUUUUGAAUUUUCGGGCUAUGAACAUACUUAAAGCAAUAGUUUUGUUUUAAGUGAAAUGUGAAUUGUAUAAACUGAAUAUUAUAGGUAUUUUGGUUACAAUUAUGUUAUCUUACGAGAAUAAGGUUAUUCUGGCACCUAUGGUGCGUAUAGGGACGUUACCUAUGCGGCUUUUAGCUCUUCGCUACGGUGCAGAUAUAGUGUAUUCCGAAGAACUGAUAGACUGGAAAUUUCUACGUUCUAAACGCAGGUAUAACGAUAUUUUGAAUACAGUUGACUUUGUGGAUCAAACAGAUGGUACAAUAGUUUUUAGAACCUGUCUAGAGGAAAAAGAAAAAGUAGUCUUGCAGCUUGGCACUUGUAAUGCUGAAAGAGCUUUAAAAGUAGCAAAACUUCUGGAAAAUGAUGUUGCUGCAAUUGAUAUUAAUAUGGGAUGCCCCAAAGAAUUUUCUAUUAAAGGUGGAAUGGGUGUAGCACUUUUAAAAGAUACUGAAAAAGCUUGCACUAUUUUAAAAACUCUGGUCGACAAUCUUUCUAUACCUGUAACUUGUAAAAUAAGAAUAUUUGAAACACCAGAAAAAACUUUAGAAGUUGUUAAUAAGCUUGUGAACACUGGAAUACAUGCGAUAGCUAUUCACGGUAGAACAAAGGAUGAAAGACCACAACAUGCAGUGCACACUGAUAUUAUACAAUAUGUUGCAGAAAGGAUAUCAAUACCAGUCAUAGCCAAUGGUGGUUCUAAAGAAAUAGAAAAGUAUACAGAUAUAUUUAAAUUUAAAGAAAUGACAGGUUGUACCAGCGUAAUGCUUGCAAGGGCAGCUGAGUGGAACUGUUCAAUAUUCAGAAAAGAUGGAAUGUUACCUAUGGACACAGUUAUAACAGAAUACCUAAAACUUGCAGUUGACUAUGACAAUUCACCAUCAAACUCAAAGUAUUGUAUUCAAAAUAUUUUGAGAGACUUACAAGAAACCCCAAGAGGAAGAAAAUUUCUUGAAUGUCAAACAUUAGAACAGAUAUGUGCUAUAUGGGAUUUGGAUGAGUAUUGUGUUGAAAAACAAAGUGAGUAUCAAAAAAAGGGUAUUAAAGGAAGGUGGCAAGUAAGCCCUGAUGAGUUAGAGCCUCCAAACAAAAGAAUUAAAGGUGAAGAAGUAAAUUUCGAAGGAGUAAUCAAAUUGAAGGUAUGCUUUAUUAGAGCUAAUUUUAAUGAUAUUGAUUUGCCAAAAAGUCAGUUACAUAAAUGGGCUGGGAAGAAUGGUUUUAAACUACCAACUUACCAAACACAUCAAGUGGAAAAGUUAUUUUGUUCAAUACUUUCAUUCAAUGGCCAGAAGUACACUUCAACAUUUUGGGAGAAAAAUAAAAAAUUUGCAGAGCAAGGAGCUGCAUUGGUUGCAUUAUUUCAUUUAAAAGUCAUUAGUGAAGAAGAUUUGAUUAAAUAUGGAAGCAUAAUUAAAUAAAAAAACUGUUCUAAUAA
This is a messenger RNA of Bicyclus anynana (squinting bush brown), 1538 nucleotides long. RefSeq names its product tRNA-dihydrouridine(20) synthase [NAD(P)+]-like (gene Dus2). Bases 169 to 1521 code for a protein of 450 amino acids. Lineage: Eukaryota; Metazoa; Arthropoda; Insecta; Lepidoptera; Nymphalidae. Gene Ontology annotation, cellular component: cytoplasm. Gene Ontology annotation, biological process: tRNA dihydrouridine synthesis. Gene Ontology annotation, molecular function: tRNA binding; tRNA dihydrouridine synthase activity. The transcript is spliced from 6 exons. The record is from RefSeq and is a predicted model, not a curated record.